AUGAAAACAAAGCAACCAUUGAUAAACCUAAGGAUAAUUGGUAGCUUUAAAAUUACUCAAACAAUUGGUUCAGGUGGUUUUGGAGAAGUUUAUGAAGCAAUAUAUAACAAUAGCAGUACUUUUGCUUUGAAAUCCUAUAAAUAUGAUAUAACAAAUAUGAAAGAAGUUAUUAAUGAGUUGAAAUUGUUACGCAAAGUUGACUACCAUAAAAAUAUUAUUCAUUUUUAUGGUGUCACUAAAAAUGAAGGAAAUGAGAAAUAUUUAUUGGUCCUUGAGUAUGCAGAUAGUGGAACAUUAAGGAGCUACCUACAAGAAAAGUCCAAAUCAAUCAAUUGGGAUCUAAAGCUGAAAUUUGCAUAUGAAAUUGCAUCAGCUGUUUUAUGUCUACAUGAAAACAAUAUUAUCCAUCGAGAUUUGCAUUCAAACAACAUCUUGGUUCAUCAAAAAACCAUAAAGUUGGCAGAUUUUGGACUUUCCCCACUUGAUAUUUCUAAUGGAAUUCGUGAGAAACCUAUUCCUAACACACCUGAUGAAUAUGUUAAUUUAUACAAAGCAUGUUGGCAGGAUAACCCAAAAAGCAGGCCUGAUAUUCAAUAUGUUGAAAAAAUGCUUAUUGGAAUGAUUUCAGACUCAAAUAUAGUUGAUAAAGUUAAUAAUGAGGAAAAUGAUGUGCAAUCAAAAAAUGAAGACAGUAGUUCUUUCAGUCAUCCCAGUACUAUUUUAACAGAACCUACCAGCAGUUAUCUCUGGCAAGAAGAAUUUAAUAAUAAUGUCAAAGAAUUUUCAGAGAAUACAGAACCCUGA
Molecule: messenger RNA, 804 nt
Organism: Entrophospora candida
Lineage: Eukaryota; Fungi; Glomeromycota; Glomeromycetes; Entrophosporales; Entrophosporaceae
Source: the annotation of a GenBank genome assembly